Molecule: messenger RNA, 3562 nt
Organism: Aspergillus melleus
Lineage: Eukaryota; Fungi; Ascomycota; Eurotiomycetes; Eurotiales; Aspergillaceae
Product: U2 snRNP complex subunit CUS1
Exons: 2
Coding region: 160-1827 (555 amino acids)
Biological process (GO): mRNA splicing, via spliceosome
Cellular component (GO): U2-type spliceosomal complex; nucleus; precatalytic spliceosome
Source: RefSeq, a predicted model, not a curated record
GCUAUCAGAAUCUCAACAUCGUACCGCAGAAGAUCGUUGCGAAUCACAAUAAACACCAACCAGCUCCUACGAGUGUCAAGAUACUGCAAUUGGUUUAUCAUCCUACGGGUGCCGCAACAAAUACCUGUUCAAUUUGGGAAAGACUCGUUCGUUCCGGCAAUGAAGCCGAGCAAGAACCAAAUCAGAAGAGCAAGAAAGAAGGCUCUAAAAAAUGAGACUCCAGCGCCAUCAGCUGUUACGCCCCAAACGAACCUUGAGGCAAAGGGACCUCCUGCUACGGGUUCGGUGAAUGCGUCCGGGCCAGAUAUGAUAUCCAUAACUGAAGAUGACUCGACAGACCCACUAUGGGAAAUGUACAAGAAUGUCAUUCAUAGGUUUGAUGAGUCAGGGGGGGAUCCGAAUGCAGAUGGAGGCACUGACAAACCGGAAAUCUAUUUCGACGACGACGAUGAAAUACCCGACGAGGAAGAAGAAGAAGAGCCGAAAAUAUCCAAAAAGAAGCGCAAGGAACUCAACAAACUCUCCGUUGCUGAGCUCAAGGCGAUGGUUCGGAAACCUGAGAUAGUGGAGUGGACGGAUACCUCAGCACCUGACCCUAAAUUACUCGUCCACAUCAAGGCCCACCGCAAUGUUGUCCCCGUUCCCUCACACUGGUCACUCAAGAGAGAAUAUCUAUCAUCCAAGAGGGGCAUAGAAAAGCCGCCAUUUGCGUUGCCUAAGUUUAUCCAAGAGACCGGAAUAUCGGAGAUGCGAGACGCUGCUUUGGAGAAGCAAGAACAGGCGACUUUGAAACAGAAACAAAGAGAAAGGGUCCAGCCGAAAAUGGGAAGGCUAGAUAUUGACUAUCAGAAACUAUACGAGGCUUUCUUUAGGUUUCAGACGAAGCCUGAAUUGACACGCUAUGGCGAAGUUUACUACGAGGGCAAAGAAUAUGAAACUAAUCUCAAGCACCUGCGACCGGGUGAGCUCAGUACGGAGCUUAAGGAUGCACUCAAUAUGCCACCAGGUGCACCGCCUCCUUGGUUGAUAAAUCAACAACGAUACGGGCCGCCGCCUUCGUACCCAGCACUGAAAAUCGCGGGUCUGAAUGCACCUCCACCCCCGGGUGCCAUGUGGGGCUAUCAUCCAGGAGGUUAUGGAAAGCCCCCAGUCGAUGAGCAUAACAGACCUCUAUACGGAGGGGACAUAUUUGGAGUAUUGCAACCCCAGCAAACUGUGCAGCAGGGCGAGCCUGUGGAAAGGGACCUUUGGGGGGAACUACAGGCUCCCGAGCUCUCCGACGACGGUAGCGAGGAGGAUGAAGAGGAUGACGAAGAGGAGGAUGAGGAAUCAGGAGUUCAGUCUCCUAGUGGACUGGAGACGCCGAGUGGGUUGACGUCCGCUGUCCCGUCCGAAUAUGCUGGGGCAGAGAACGUGGCGGGUGAGUUUGACGUGCGCAAGCAUUACCGAGGUACCCAGACCGAAGAAUACACAAGCCACAAAAGCGCCUUUAGAGUUAUCCCGGAACGACAGGCGCAUGUGCAAGGAUUUUUUGGAGGCGACAGAGUGUAUGAUCUAAACGACUCCCCAGGAAAUCUUCCUGUCCUUGGUGCCGAGGAUCAAAAUCGGAAGCGCAAACAGCCCGGCGAUGUUGAUGUUUCCAUGGACCCAGAUGCUUUACAGGCCGGAGAUGGAUUUAGUAAGGAAGGUAUACGGAAACUUUACGACAAUCAGAGGCAACAACAAGACCAUCACGGUUGGGGGUUCCAGGAAGAUUUGAGCGACAUGAUUGCACAUGAAAGCCGGAAGAAAAUGAAGAAAGAUGAAGAAAGGCGAGGGAGGCAAUAGGUAGUAUGUGGCCCCUUUCUCGCCUUGUUGAAAGUGGUCCUGUAUUGUAUACGGGCUUUGGUAGAUGUCCAGGCAAAUUUCCUGUUUAAUGCAACGCUACACUGGCUGUCUUGUUAUCUUAUUUGCCUAAUUCAGUUGCUUCCAUUAUGUCUGUCGCCUUUCAUCCUGUAUCUUUGAGUUCUGCAAUUAGCAGACCCAAUUUCUAGGAUGACGGCUACCACCCUGAAAAAUAUGAAAUAAACGGCGCCGUCCGCAGACGACUACAUGUAUCACGGUGUUACUGAAGUUACUAACAAAUCGUAGUAUUAAUCUAGCAAGAGUUUGUUGAUGGUAUACGUGUGAGCAGAGGCGUGAUGGUGGUCGCCAUGUGAGAACCCCAACUGGAUUGCUUCAAUAUAAAUAAUCUUACACUUGGCUAGCUAUGCAUGUACAUCAAAAAAGAAAAAUCCAGAUAUGCUUGGUACGUACCCACCACCUAUAUGCGCUUAAUGUGAAAGGUACCAUCGUAUAAGAUCAUGCUCAUCGUAAGCGUCUUGCCGUCGGAGCAGCAAUCAGCAAUGCUUUCCCUCCUGAGAUUUCUUCGCAUGGAUAACUUUACCAAUCAAAGGUUCAUUAUUCAGGGCUUGUUCUGCGGCUUCAUUUCCUGCAACUGCUUUACUCGGCCCUCGGCCUGACCCCAGAUGUUUAUCUGCCCACCCCCAGCCAGUGAGGUAUACCCCUAUGAAGAAAAUUUGUUUCCCACCGUCUACCUGGGCAGAUGUUCUCUCCUCAAUGUAUUUAAGUUUCACACCUUUCCCCAUUAUUUUCCGAGCAAGGGCGUCUUUUGCAUUCAAAGAGUACUUAUGUGGUCCGGCAUCUGUAAGCUUCGGCAUCCACAGCUGUCUCAACCACCUCUCGGCCAUGAUAUGGCCAUUUGCGGGGUCGGACAGUAUGAUCGCCGCCACGUAGGAUUCAAAUAUGUCCCCCAUAGUUUUAGUCCACCGUUUAGGCUGACCCAGAUACUCUUGUGGGAUGUUUGCCCUGCUAUCAAGACCGUACUGUAUUGCAUACUGAGCAAGACUCUCAUUUUUCACAAGGAGCUCUCGAAGCUGCGAUAUUUGGCCUGAAGGAAUCAUAGGAAACCGAUCCCAGAUGAGUCGCGUUGCUAUGAGUUCAAUCCACGCGUCGCCUAGAAUUUCAAGUCGGUCAUAAGUCGCUCCGAUGUCACUGUUAACACCGGGGUGUGUAAAGACGGCUUUUUCGAGCAUCUGAUCCGAAAUUGGUGGUAGUGCGGGUAGACUGAGCUCAGCGGUGUUUGUACUCGACCCUUCAACGUCGACAGGCUGGCCAGCGCUUCGGCGAUGUCGCUGGACCAAGGAUAUGGCAUGAGACAAGGCCAUAUCUAGAUCAAAAGCCGCUUGUUUGAUAGGUGGAGAGGUUCCGUCGACACCUUGUCCGCGCUCUAAAUCACGAACAAUAUUCCUCACAUGCCCGAAAACAUUAUUUAGGCGAUCUUCGAUUCCACUUUCGUCCCUUGAAGCACUACCGAGAUGCGAUAUUUCCGAUGAAGAUCGCUGGAGAUGAGUCAUAGGCUGUCAGCACAAGAAACUAUAGGUGCAGACUGAUAUAUGUUUACCCGUCUCUUCUUGCCAUCCUUGACGGUCGUCGGAGCUGUAGACUUCCUUUUUCGGUCCAUUGGUGAGGGGGCAAAACAGUUGAUAUUAAUCACGUACGAAGUACAAGGGUCGAAUCUGAG